Messenger RNA from Galleria mellonella (greater wax moth), 2898 nucleotides. Its product is annotated as synaptic vesicle glycoprotein 2B-like. The coding region runs from base 423 to 2096 and encodes 557 amino acids. Gene Ontology annotation, molecular function: transmembrane transporter activity. NCBI's taxonomy places the organism in Eukaryota, Metazoa, Arthropoda, Insecta, Lepidoptera, Pyralidae. Gene Ontology annotation, biological process: transmembrane transport. The transcript has 11 exons. The record is from RefSeq and is a predicted model, not a curated record. Gene Ontology annotation, cellular component: membrane.
UUCGCUUCACCGCGAAAACACGUCGCUAUAGCUCAAUAUAAGAUCGCAAGCCAGCCGGAGUUAUAUUCAAACAACCUGAAAUAAUACAACCACCUGCAGUGCAACUAACAGUAGCUGCGGAUAGACAGUACCGAAACACCUUAUGCGCGCAUCAAGGAACUCAAGUGACGUGACAUGGUUCUCAAAAGUGAUAUUUGACGCGAGUUUAUUUGAUUGUUUGUGAUAUUUAUUUUAAUUUUUGAUAUUACAAAACAUGCUAUUUUAUAGAACUUUGUGACAUUCGAUUUUCGUUCGGUUAUACUAACGUCUCCGUUCCACAAACAAAACUUUGUCGAGUCGAACGCCGUUGGAAGCGACCAGCUAGCCAGUGAGUGUUCAAGUCCGUGCAAGAGCCGCCAUACAUCGCCGCCCGCCCGCAUAGAAUGGUAGAAACUGACCCGGGGCCUAAGAAAACUCACAAUUGUGAUGUAAAAGGGAACCUCCAACUAAACGGACCAGGUUCCAAAGCUGUCGACCUUGGUGUCGUUCCGUCCCUGAAGACCCCAGUCAAAUCUGAUCCGGAAAAAGGUCCAAAUUCGGAAAAGGCUGACUUCGAGAAAGCUAUCGAAUUAACUGGAUAUGGACGAUUCCACUACCUGCUGUUGGCGGUAUGCGGCCUCGUCAGCACCUCAGAGGAGAUGGACGUCAUCUCGAUGUCCUUCAUACUCCCGUCGGCGCAGUGCGACUUAGAUCUCACUACACAGACUAAAGGAUGGCUGAAUAGCAUAAUUUUCAUCGGCAUGAUGGUGGGCGCAUACGCGUGGGGCUCCGUGGCAGACUCGCUGGGCCGCAAGCGUGUGCUCAUCGCUAUCUCUGUGAUCAACGGCGUGGCCAUCGUCUCGUCUUCCUUCAGCCAGAACUAUGAGCUCUUCAUGCUUUUCCGAUUUAUAAAUGGUGCCGCGUUGGGUGGUUCUGGGCCCGUGAUAUGGUCAUACUUCGCGGAGUUCCAGCCUAAAAAGAAACGAGGUGCGAUGUUGAGUUUCAUGGCUGCCUUCUGGACGUUGGGCAACUUGUUCGUCGCCGGUCUAGCAUGGGUCAUAAUUCCAGCUGAAAUCGGUGGCGUAACUGGUGGUUUCGUAUAUAACUCGUGGCGAAUCUUCCUCUUAGUUAUGUCACUACCUUCGUUUCUGGUGGCUGCACUACUGUUCCUCCUACCAGAAUCCCCCAAGUUUUUAUUGAUGACGGGUCGCCAAGAGGAUGCACUUGAAGUAUUCCGAAGCAUCUACCUCAUGAACACGGGCCGCAGUAAAGAGGAGUACCCAGUAAAACAAUUGUUGAUCGACGAACCAGUUAACACAAAGCCAGAAAAACAAAUCGAGCCGAAAGAGCCUAAAUCGAAGAUGAAAAAAAUGUUAAGCGACAUCGUGGAGCACAGUAAACAACUAUUUGUACCGCCGAUACUCAAGUUCACCACGAUCUCUAUCACAAUCAACUUUACAUUUCAUAUUGGGUACUACGGGCUGAUGAUGUGGUUCCCCGAGAUGUUCAACCGUUUCGACGAGUGGUCCCGCACUCACGACGACGCGCCCGCAGACAUCUGUCAAGUGACAGCGUACGUGACCCGCCAGGGUACGCACUCGGAUUCGGUCGCGUGCGAUGCACACAUACACUCCGAUGUGUUUAUGGAGUCGCUCAUCACCGUCGCCGCCGCAAUACCGUCCAACAUAUUCGCCGUGCUUGGCAUGGAUAGACUUGGCAGGAAGUUUUUCUUAGUUUUCGCGACAUUCUCGGCGGGCUUAUGCUCGGCCGCGAUGUACUUUGUGUACAACAAGACAAACAAUUUGAUCGUGAGCGCCAUCUUCAGUUCAGUGAUAUCGUGUGGUAACGCCUCGCUCGAUUGCCUCAUCACCGAAGUCUUCCCGACCAAUUUACGUGCAACUGGAGUAGCAGUGUCUAUGGUAGCAGCUAGACUGGGCGGUAUAAUCGGUAACGUGGUCAUAGCAGCAUUACUGGACACCUACUGCCCCGCUCCCACCUUCAUCGUCGCCGUACUCUUGGCCAGCGGCGGCCUAAUGUGCCUUCUCCUGCCCAACACCACCAGACAAGCGCUGCAAUAAACCUCAUGCCACCAGUGUGACUUCUUUGGAACUAAUAUACAGGCAUCUAUGCCUAAUGCCCCUAAAGCGAGUUUAAUACAGAUUUAGGUUAUUAUUGCUUCAACGUUUACUUUGAUAAUUUGUAUUGAAAGCAGAGCCUCUAGCGGUUGGUUUCGGAAGCUUAGAUUUCCAUAUGAACUUUAUCGACGUAAACGUGAACGAAAUAGUAACAUAAAUCAGCUAAACUCCCACUAGCCACUUGGAAUAGUGUAUUCAGUGCAAAUUUUGUUAUCGUAAAUCGAUUCCAACGAUCCUCUGGUGUAACUAGUUCUUUUUGUACAAUAUUUUUGUAUUUAAAUUUAAUUUAUGAAACAAAUGAAAGUACGAGAUAUAUUUUAUAGUGAGUAAACAAAUGACUGUUGUAAGUUGUUAUAACUUAUUUUGUUCGAGAUGCAAAAUGUUAACUACGAAACUAAGUUUCACGCAUUUUGUUCGAUAAAAUAUCAUAGGCUAAGUUUAGUAUCAUCCAUACAUAUUUCUUGUUGUAUAUUGCAACAGUUUUCAUGUUACGAAUUUAUAAAUUAGCAAUUGUUACCGUAGUCUUAUUAGUAAUGUAGUUUGUAGUGAAGAAUAAAAAAUUUGCAAGUUGAAAACGCUACUUGUGUAGUAAUCCAUAUCUACCUACUUAAAAACAAUUUAAAACUCAAAUUUAUUUACAAUGAAAAAAUGAGUACGAUUUCUGUAAUGAUUCACGAAUAAAAUUUGUUGAAAAUCAAAUUAUGACCUAUGUUGAGACUAAGAGUAAAUGCUAAAUAACUUGCUA